Molecule: messenger RNA, 756 nt
Organism: Sphaerodactylus townsendi
Lineage: Eukaryota; Metazoa; Chordata; Lepidosauria; Squamata; Sphaerodactylidae
Gene: LEPROTL1
Product: leptin receptor overlapping transcript like 1
Exons: 4
Coding region: 64-459 (131 amino acids)
Biological process (GO): late endosome to vacuole transport via multivesicular body sorting pathway; negative regulation of growth hormone receptor signaling pathway
Cellular component (GO): endosome
Source: RefSeq, a predicted model, not a curated record
AUUUCCGGUGCUUGUCUGUGGUUGGCUGGGAGCAGCCUGUGCGGCAAUAACAACGACGGCAUCAUGGCGGGCAUCAAAGCUCUGAUUAGUCUGUCCUUUGGAGGAGCUGUUGGGCUCAUGUUCUUGAUGCUUGGCUGUGCCCUUCCACAGUACACCACAUAUUGGCCCCUGUUUGUUCUGUUCUUCUACAUCCUCUCUCCAAUUCCCUACUGCAUAGCAAGAAGAGUCGUUGAAGACACAGAUGCCACAAGCAACGCCUGCAAGGAACUUGCCAUAUUUCUGACAACGGGCAUUGUCGUCUCAGCGUUUGGGCUUCCAAUUGUGUUUGCCAGGGCACACCUGAUCAAGUGGGGUGCCUGUGCCCUCGUCCUCACGGGAAACACGGUCAUCUUUGCCACCAUCCUAGGGUUUUUCUUGGUUUUCGGCAGCAACGACGAUUUCAGCUGGCAGCAGUGGUGAAAAACACUACAGAAAACUAUUGGGCAUCUUGUGUCAUUCAGUGGCCAUCCAUCUAAGAGAGAGAAUGGGCAAUAAAGCAAAUGUACUGUUUCCAGAGAGGGACCCUAGGCGUAGGAUGCUGUCCAGUCACCUUUCCCCUCCUUUCACAUACAGUUUUAACCUUUUCUUUGAUUUCAAAUGUUUCAAAAUGUUGACGCCUUUUUAUUUCACUGUGGGAGCCAGAAUACUUAAAUGUGAUGUUUAAAUGUGUAUUUUUAAAAAUCACAAUGUGUUUAAAGAUACCAUAGACUUCUUUUU